Molecule: messenger RNA, 5352 nt
Organism: Gopherus evgoodei (Goodes thornscrub tortoise)
Lineage: Eukaryota; Metazoa; Chordata; Testudines; Testudinidae
Exons: 14
Coding region: 357-2771 (804 amino acids)
Biological process (GO): phospholipid translocation
Cellular component (GO): Golgi apparatus; endoplasmic reticulum; plasma membrane
Source: RefSeq, a predicted model, not a curated record
GUGUUCGUCACUCUGAGGUUCUACUGUACUAAGUGGUGCAGCAGAAAAAGACUCUCAGUGACUUUCCCAGAGUGUCCGGAGUGUCUAGGAUGCAGUUCCUGUGACUCUGACUAAAGUACACCGUGGCCGAUAGCACCAACUGAUUAAGGUGAUUGAGGUCACCAACGGACAAGAUGAGCCUGUACUGAGGAAGAGAAGUCUAGUUAAUGAGUAAUUACAGGAAGUAACAAAGGUUUAUAGAAACAACACAGCCUCCAACAUCAGAGAGAGUUUUUAAGUUGAGACCAAGUCUAACGCAGACAUCCUUACCCCAUCCCCACCCCCCAAAACACACACCCUUCUCCAACGGCAACAGCAUGAAAAAUAAGAACAGCCAAGGAGCACAAGAAUGUCCCUCCAGAUGUCCAGAUAACAGCGCAUUUAAACAACAGAAACUGCCAGCCUGGAAGCCCAAGCUCGCAGCUCCGACUGUCCUCUCCAGCUUCUUUACCAUUGGACUCUUCUGCCUCCUCAUGGGAAUCUGCCUAAUAUUGUAUGCAAGAAGUGUCAAAGAAAUCCAGAUUAACUAUUCAGACAUAUGUUUGAAUUGUUCAAAACUGCGUGAAAACUCCUCUAACUGGGAUAAAGAAUGUAACUGUACUGUGCACUUCACACUGCAGGAAAAUAUGCUGGGUAAUGUUUUUAUGUACUAUCGGCUGCAAAACUUUUAUCAGAACCACCGUCGGUAUGUCCUCUCCAGAAGUGAUGCACAAUUGCUGGGUCAAGAUGUAAACAUUCAGAACAGCAGUUGUGAGCCUUUCACAACCUAUCCAAACGGAACUCCAGUGGCUCCAUGCGGCGCCAUCGCCAACAGUAUGUUCAAUGAUUCUAUUCAACUUUUUUACUAUCUUAACUCAUCCACUGCUAUCGAAGUCCCAUUGCUGAAGAGUGGAAAUAGUUGGUGGUCAGAUAAAAAUGUGAAAUUUCGGAAUCCAACAUCAUAUAAUCUCUCUUCUGCAUUUGCAGGAACAACAAGGCCUCCUUACUGGCAGAAACCAGCUUAUUUACUGGAUGAGGAGGAUGAAAGGAACAAUGGUUAUAUAAACGAUGAUUUUAUCAUCUGGAUGCGGGUGUCAGCCUUUCCCACAUUCAGAAACCUUUACCGUCGUCUCAGCCACACCAACCAGUUUGCUGAUGGUCUCCCAGCAGGGAAUUACACCUUCCACAUUACCUACAACAUGGAGACAAGGAAAUUAGAUGGAAGUUUCUUUAAAACUGCCCUGAAUAAAGAUGAAGUUGAAAAUAUUCUCAGUGAAAUUAGUAAUCUUAAAAUGACUGAGAGAGAGAAUGGCAAAUACAAUAAAAAUAAUGAAGUCAAAUGUGAAAGCCUUUGUCCAGCUCCUCAGAACAUUUGGUGUCUUGGUCUGCAAACUCCAAGAACUGCCCCAGGGAUCCUACAACUGUUGCCAUCUCAAUCAUCUGAUUUUGUGGGAGAAGAAGAUUACUCUUCAAAAAAAAUUCCCAAAUUAGGAGAAUGGAGUAUAACAACUUUUAAAGACAAUAUUAUUCCAACAGGGAGAGAACUUCCUCGUACCCCAUUAUGCACAAAUCAACAAGGGAAAUUGUUACUAAAAGCUUUAAAGGAUGAUACAGUACUGAAUGAGAGACAUUCAACAGGUGUAGCUGGACCUAGUCAUUCAGAAUGUGAAACACUUAAGUUACAGAUUGAUGCUGACCUGCUGGAGAAACUUUUGAGGGAGGAGACUUCUGUAAAGACUUGUGCCUCAAAUGCAUGGGUUCACACUAGGAAAAAAGAUUCCAUUUGCCAAUGUAAGCAGCAGCCUGAUGACAACCACAUCAUCUCUGGCAAUACAGAAAAUGGCAAGGAGGUGGCACCACCUCUAGUUGAGGAUGAGCAAGAAUUACAAGAAAUAGUUGAACCUCUGCAAGGUUCUCCAGUAUCAAAGUGUUUCACUACUACAACAAACAGGAGAAGACUAAGUCAGAUACCAGUUCAAGGGCUGAGUGAGAUGAAUAUAUCAAUGAUGAUUAACAGAAUAAAAGGCUACCAAUGCACUAAAGAAGAUAUGGAAUUUCUUCGACACAUGAAAAACCAAGAAAAAGUACAGAAAUUGAAGGCAAAAUAUUUACAUCUACAAAAGGAACUAACCAGCAUGGUUCAGACAAAGGAGCUGCUAUUAGCACAGCGAGAGAAAGUGCAAGAAGAGACUGUACAAAUGAAAACAUCUUGUAAUAGAACAGUCCAACUUGGAAGAGCCUUCCUGGGUAAGAAAAUGGAUCCUGCCGCUCUCGAAGCAUUGCCACCAAAAGCUGUGCUUGGGCAGCUGAAUCCUGUGAAACUGCAGCAUGUUCAACAGCAAGAGAAGGCUGAACUUCAGGCACUUACAAAAGAGCUAAAGAAGUUAAAACAUUCCAUUGCCCAACUGCCUCAGAAACAGGGAAUAAGGCUGGAAAGAGAGUCUUAUAAACAACAGAUACAGGAAGCGAAACACAGAGUACAGAAAGCACAAGAAGAUGUGGAGAAUCUGAAGUGCAAAGUUAAAGCAGCACAGUCGAAACUAGCAGCAGUUCAGGCACACCUGUGUGAUACAAGAGUUGAAAUAGAGAAGUGGCACACUUUGAAAGAGAAGACAACUGUUUCUCAGCCACUAGAGAAUGCCCAAGAUUCUGUCAAUGAUUAUCUUAAAAGAAGACUUAACAGAAUCUUGCGAAGAACAGAUCUCUUUUUAGAAAGGGAAAAAAUAAUUGAAAGACUUAGUCUUUUGCAAUGAGACCCCCCCCUUGCAAAAAUCUGAUUGCUAGGUCAAAGAGGCUUUUAGGGCUGCCACUGUACAUACAGAUCUCUCCCUGUUGGGCACCUGAGUUUUCCAAAUUCUGUAACCUGUCUGUGUUGAAAGUGUGAACAAAUCUGCAGUAUUAAGAGAUUAAGAUACAGCCAGAAUCAUGAAGAUAAAAUUUGGGGUUAAUGGCUAUUGGGAGUCCUGUAUGUGAAAGUUGAGUUUUAAAUGACACUGUAAAUACAGGUUUUUUUCUGUUACUGUUUUCAAGUAAGGAAACUAAGGUGUUCAAACCACUGGGUCUGAAACAGUUAAUCAUAGUCACCUAGGAGAAGGAAUUAAAGGCUUUAGGAAUUUUGCACACUGGAAAGAGUUAAGCUGAGUUAAAUUAUUCUUUAAUAAUCCUGGUGUCACUUUGUAUCUAAAAUUAAUUCCUAGGUAAGAUGGGUAGUGCUUUGUAAUCAAUCCCCCCUUGUGUACAAUGGUGGGGUGGGGAAUCAAAACAGUUUAGGGAAAGGCUACUUGUUUUAAAGCAGGUGCUAAUAAGUUACUAAUGCCUCAGAGCAGGAUUUCUAGUUACAUUCAGCAUAUUAAAAUAAGUUUUUACAAAAUGCACAGCUAAUGGAAAUAGUUUCUAUUACUGAGUUUGUCUUAAUUCUGUAUCAGGGAACAUGUUUGUACAUUUAUCUAAACUGGCAUCAGCCCCCUCUUGUUAAAUGUAUCAUGGAAGAACUAGAUUCACCAAAAAGUAAAUACAUGUUGUCACAUGAGUAGAUGCUACACUAGCAUCCUACAAAGAAUGGAGGAAAGAGCAACUUAGAGGCAUAGGCCAGAAAUAGUGUAAUGGACUCCCAGCUUUGGGUUAACAGAGCUAAAAAUGACUCCACCUUACACAAGCAGUAUGCAAGCCAUUCAAGUAUUAGAGUCAAGAAAGACAAGGGUACACGCUACUCAUCAGUUCUACAUAAUCAUUCCUGAGCAUGAGACAUAUGUACAAUUUAUUCAAAAUACAUAAAAAUCUCACUGUUUAUACAAUCUAAAGUCUAGCAAUAUAUACAAAUACAGAGUAACUACAGUACAGGCUGAGGUAAAGUACAUUCUGGGAGAACAGAACAGCCAUUUUCAUAGUCAUUACAGUGAUUUUUUGCUAUAGAAUAAAGAACUCCUCAAUGUACCUCUGGUUUUACUGUACAGGGGACAAUGCCACAUGUAGUUAUGCAUCUUACAUUCAGUUAAAAUCUACAAUACAGGCCAUUAGCUCAAGUUUGAUGCUGAAUUGUAUGUUAGGCACAUAAUCCUGGCAUGGUAAAAAUGACUAAAAUAAACAUGUUUAAUUUGAGCAGAUGUACAAAGAUAUUUCAUGCAAGAGGCAGAGAGUAAAAGUGGCAAAAUCAACUUAAACUGAGCUUUUGUAAACCUGGAAAGAGAAGUAUAAAAUAUUUUGGGUGGUUUGUUUUUUUUUAAGACAAACAGUAACAGCUUCAUCAACUAUUUUAUAAACAAACUUACUGGACGGGAGGGAUUUUGUUUCUAUAUGUUUUUCUACUGAAAUUCUGAUCUGCCUUAAGAAAUUAGUGCCUUUGAAUAAAUUCCCUUGUAUUUAUGUGCUAUGGCUGGGGUAAAGACAUGUUAAACCCCACUUUCCUAUGGCAGCUGGUUAAAGCACAUCUUUACCUUUUUCCCUGCACCACUCUGAAGUUACUGUGAAAUAAGCUCUGCUAAGCUUUUUCUUUAAAAAAGGGUCAUAAUUUCUUUUGGCUAAAGCUUUGAUCUCAAUUUUGACAAUUCACUUGUUAAAUUUAUUUCAAAGCACUGAUGUGCGCAGAUUGUCCAUAGGUAGCACUACAAUAUUUUUUUUAUCCAGAAUAAGUUUGUCAGAUGCAUUUAAGAGCUAGAGUCUCCAAACUUUAAAAACAAAUACAUUUAGGAAAAUACCAGAUAGAACAAUCACCAGCUGUGGGAAUUUUAACAAAUAUUUAUGUAAUCCUUUCAUUAAAUAAUGGACUAGUACAAAUAAGUAAUAGGGCCAGUAACUGAAACUUUUAUUGGAAGGCAGAGGCUUGUAGGCCACUGAGACUUAAAAUAUUCACAUUUAGAGGCCAAUCCUACAAAACUUUAUUCUCAUCAGUAGAACCAGUCACAUGAGUAAGAGUUUGCAGGAUCAGGCCUUAAAACACAGUGCACAUAAUUCCAAAUGGUUACUAUCACAAAUGUGAUUACCUCAGUAACGGUAGAAAAAUAACUUAUGUAUCACAUUUUUGUAAAAACUCAGUAUCAAGGGAAAAGGCAGAGUAAAGCUUUCCAAUUUGCAGCAAGAAUGAAGACAGAUACUACUAAAUACAAUUGUCUAACAUUUGAGUUUGGCAGUCACCUUUACCAGCAUUAGUUUAUAUCUAUAUUUAGUAGUUGUACGUCCAAUUAUACAGGCCUUGGGUAAAAAACAAGGCUCUUUGAAUCAAAAGAAAAGUCCAUAAAACUGGGCUACUGUGUAUGUAAGGAUGUCACCUUUAUAAACCUUUUCAGUAGCCUCCCAACAGUACCAUUAUACUAUUAAAAUAAAGCUAUUUAAAGAAGA